This is a messenger RNA of Daphnia magna, 2601 nucleotides long. Its product is annotated as ATP-dependent DNA helicase Q1. Gene Ontology annotation, biological process: double-strand break repair via homologous recombination. Gene Ontology annotation, cellular component: chromosome; cytoplasm. Lineage: Eukaryota; Metazoa; Arthropoda; Branchiopoda; Diplostraca; Daphniidae. The transcript has 13 exons. Gene Ontology annotation, molecular function: four-way junction helicase activity; ATP binding; 3'-5' DNA helicase activity. The coding region runs from base 79 to 1950 and encodes 623 amino acids. The record is from RefSeq and is a predicted model, not a curated record.
UGGUUGGCUAUUGUACAAAAUGUUCAAAAUUUGAGGCUGCCCUAGUAGCUAAAUCGACAUCUGACAUUCAGUUUUAAAAUGGCUCAACUUGUUGUUGAGAGAGAAUUGAAAAAAAUAGAUUCAGAAUUGAAUGACAUAGAGGGAGAAAUUCAAAAACUAAAUGAAAAGAAAAGAAAACUAUUGAAGAGGAAAGAAACUUUGAAGCAGCAAGCAAACGAAGAAGCUACAAAGAAACUAGCUAGUCAAGACUGGGAAACUAGUGAUUUCCCAUGGACAACCAAACUGUAUCAAACAAUUCAAGAUUCAUUUCACAUUGAAAAGUUUAGGCCAAUGCAACUGUCAGCCAUGAAUGCUGUUCUUAAAGGGCAUGAUGUCAUCUUGAUUAUGCCUACUGGGGGAGGAAAAAGUCUUUGCUAUCAGCUUCCUGCAUUAAUAUCUGAUGGGAUAACUCUUGUUGUAACUCCACUUGUUUCGCUAAUGGAAGAUCAGCUAGCUAGUUUGGAGAAACUAGGGAUUAAAGCUGCAAAACUGAAUGCAAGUUCAACCAAAGAAGAAGUCAAUAUGGUUCAAACAGCCAUGACAGAUACAAAAUCCCCCCUUAAAUUAUUGUACGUAACACCGGAAAAACUAGCGAAAAGCAAAAGAUUCAUGACGAAACUUCAAAAAAUGUAUCAGUUAAAACACUUUGCUUUUGUGGCAGUUGAUGAAGUGCAUUGUUGUUCUCAGUGGGGUCAUGAUUUUCGACCAGAUUACAAAUUUCUUGGGGUAUUACGUUCUCUUUUCCCAACCGUUCCAAUAAUUGGACUCACUGCCACUGCAACAUCUAACGUAACGACCGACGUGCAAAAGAUGCUCAACUUGAAGAAUUGCUUAGUUUUCAAAGCAUCUUUCAAUCGCCCUAACCUUUACUAUGAAGUGAGAAAUAAACCGUCCACGCAAAAGGAAUGCAUCGACGAAUUGGUACAUUUGCUGCAAAAUCGAUUUCGUGAUCAAUCUGGUAUCAUUUAUACCACAUCCGUCAAAGACUGUGAUCAAUUAGCUAGUGAUCUGCGACAACAAAAAUGCCGCGUGGCAUCUUACCACGCCAGUUUAGAACCCUCCGAUCGAACUCAAGUUCACACGGGCUGGCGGGAUAAUAAAUACCAGGCUGUAGUUGCUACCAUUGCGUUCGGUAUGGGAAUUGAUAAGCCAGAUGUCAGAUUUGUAAUUCAUCAUUCCAUAUCCAAAUCGAUGGAGAACUUUUACCAGGAAAGUGGGCGAGCAGGUAGAGAUGAUCUCAAAGCAUACUGCAUAGUUUAUUGGAGAUUGUCUGACUUGUUUCGCUUGAGCACCAUGGUAUUUACCGAACAAACUGGCCUCCGUAACCUCUAUGCCAUGGCCGCUUACUGUCUCGACUCGGAAAGAUGCCGUCGCGAGGUUAUAGCAAGCCAUUUCGACGAACGAUGGGAGUCUUCCUCUUGCAAUAAAAUGUGUGAUCACUGCAGUCAAGAAUCGAAAUCGACCGAGAUGAAUAUCACCGAGCACCUCAUCACGCUCAGCCAGAUAUUGAAACGGGCAGAGGAGCAACAAGUACGCGUGACAGCCCAGAAAUUGAUCGAUGCGUGGCAGAACACUGGGCAAGUCUCGCUCCGUUUACCUGAUAGCAAAAAAUCAGCCAAGCUACCUAGAGAAACGUGUGAAUCUAUUUUGGCCCAUCUGUUACUCGAAGGCUACUUGAAAGAAGACUUUCAUUUUACACCGUACAGCACCAUCAGUUACCUUCUUCUCGACGAACGAGCGAAUUACAUCGAUAAGGAAAUUAUCAUGAAGGUUGAGGCUUCACUGGACGAGGAAAAGAAACCCAGUAGCACUCGAAGUAAAACAACUAGAAAGCAGCCAACGACACCAUCGGCAACGGCGAAGAAACUGAAAGUUGAAGAACGUUUGAUUGACGUAUCAGAUUCGGAUUAAGUUUCCGAAUGUUGCAAUACAAAUGUCACAGUUUGCUCGAUUUCUAGUCGACUUCCAUACCAUUGCACGGUCGCUGAGGUAGUAGAAUAUUUAACACGAAAGUCUACUUCAGCUUUCGUUUGGCGAUUUGCAUUUAAAAUCGAGAAUUGUCCAAUUUUGCCGGAAUUUCCUGGAAACCUGAGCGGCACUUUCCAAAUCGUCGUCUUGCAAAUGCAAUCUCCGUAUAGUCGAAUGCAUUUAUCCGCGAAUACCUUGCACUAACCAUUCCUCGUUACACAUCGUCUUCUAGAACGUACCCGAAUAGAUAAGUUUAUUCGACUGAAACUGCAUUUUAAAACAAGCAAAAGAACAUAAUCGUCUUGCUAAAAUUUCUACAGAGCUGACGCGAACACCAAAUUCUUGAUGAAUCAGCUAAAGUUCCAGCAAAACGUGGCAUACGGGAACUUUUCAGCACAUUUGUUACGACACCAACAAGUACGACUUUUGCACUUCUAUGUUUCUCAGAACGUAGUAUCGUUAAUUCCUUUCGAUUUUUGUAAUACCGUAUGUCCUUGGACCUGUAAGACUUUGAGUAUUGCAGCUCAGAUGAGACCUUAGGACUUAAGUCAUACUUUAUCUUUGACAGCGUAACAUUACAAAUCUCGUAAACUU